Messenger RNA from Colletotrichum graminicola M1.001, 5472 nucleotides. RefSeq names its product urea carboxylase. Gene Ontology annotation, cellular component: mitochondrion. The transcript has 2 exons. NCBI's taxonomy places the organism in Eukaryota, Fungi, Ascomycota, Sordariomycetes, Glomerellales, Glomerellaceae. The coding region runs from base 1 to 5472 and encodes 1823 amino acids. Gene Ontology annotation, molecular function: urea carboxylase activity; methylcrotonoyl-CoA carboxylase activity; ATP binding. The record is from RefSeq and is a predicted model, not a curated record.
AUGGGCACCACUACUCAAGAAAAUUUCCCUCUCACCAUACCGGAAUGGAGAGAGGCACAGGAGGCCGGGGGCGGCCUUGUCCGUCUUUUGUCGCUUCGUGAGUCUGAAGCGAGGUUGAACUCAAAUGCGUGGAUUGCCCUGGCCACCCAACUCCAGAUCGAGCAGCAAUGGGCUUACGCCGAAUCCCUACGCAUAUCGGGUGCUUCACUGCCACUCUUCGGAGUUCCAUUUGCGGCCAAGGACAACAUCGACGUCGCCAGCUUCCCUACAACCGCUGCCUGUCCCAGCUUUGCAACUGGGCCUGUGGACAGGGAUGCCACCAUCAUCGCCCGCCUCAAGGCAGCCGGUGCCAUUGUGCUUGGCAAGACCAACCUUGACCAAUUCGCCACGGGCCUUGUGGGUACGAGGUCGCCGUAUGGUCCAGUGGCCAACUCCUUUGACCCCACGAGGGUCAGUGGUGGUUCAAGUUCUGGAAGCUCCGUGGUCGUUGCAAGGGGCGCCGUUCCCUUCUCCCUGGGUACCGACACCGCUGGCAGCGGUCGCGUGCCUGCCGGGCUGAACAACCUGUUAGGAUUGAAGCCUACAAGAGGGGCCCUCAGUACAACCAGAGUGCUGCCGGCUUGUCGCAGUCUGGACUGCGUCUCCAUCUUCGCUCUCACAGUCGACGACGCUGAGGCAGUCUUGGCCGCAGCCGAGGGCUUCGACCCGGAAGACUCCUUCUCUAGAGCUCGUCCUGACACGCCUAGUAUAGUCAAGGGCCAUCGCAUGGCAAUCUGCGACAGCCCUCCAUGGUUCGGUAAGGCGGAGCAAGCGGCAGCCUAUGCGCAGGCUCUGGUCAAGGCAGAGAACAUCGGGUGGACCCUUGAGCCAAAGGAUUUCUCCCCACUCUUCAAGCUCGCCAGCCUGCUUUAUGAGGGUCCUUGGGUGGCUGAGCGUUACGCUGCUAUCAGGGACUUCAUAGAGAAACACGAAGACAAGAUGGACCCAACUGUGCGAGAAAUCAUCCUCAAAGCCAAGGGCUUCAAUGCGGCGGAUCUCUUCGCGUCCGAAUAUCUUCGCCAGGACCUUACCCGUGAGAUCCAAGACAAUUUCGGCCACUUUGACGCUAUCCUCGUUCCUACCACUCCCACCUUCCCUACGAUCGAGGAUCUCGCUCGUGAGCCGAUCAAGGAGAAUGCCUACCUUGGCACUUACACCAACUUCGUCAACUUUAUGGACUGGACCGCCCUGGCGAUUCCUGCUGGCUUCAGGUCGGAUGGACUGCCGUUCAGUAUCACGCUGAUCUCAUCGACCUGGGAUGAACCCAAGCUGCUCGCUAUGGCCCGAGAAUGGCUCUCUACCGAGCCCCGACCAUUAGGCGCAACCAAGGUGGAAACGCUUGAAGCACGCAACUCUGUCGCUAUCGUCGGGAGCGAGCCGAAGACGACUCGUCUUGUGGUGGUAGGUGCUCAUCUGACGGGGUUCCCUCUGAACAAAGACCUGACGUCUCGUGGAGGAAAACUAGAAACAGCCACGACGACCUCCCCAAACUACAAGUUAUAUUCUCUCAGCUCCAGUGGUUCAGUGAAGAAGCCAGGGUUAAAGCGCGUCCUAAAUGGCGGAAGUGCUAUUCAGGUCGAAGUCUGGAACCUGCCUAUAGCGGAGUUGGGCGGCUUUUUGAGCACAGUUUCCUCGCCUCUCGGAAUUGGCUCCGUUGAGCUUGCGGACGGAAGCUGGGCUCUCGGGUUCAUAUGUGAGCCUUACGGACUCGACGAUGCUACCGACAUCACAUUGUUCGGAGGCUGGCGUACAUUUAUCACAUCACUCACUUCUGGAGCCCCUCUUCCAGAAUCUAAAUCGACAGUCAGUGCCAUCAAGUCUGUUCUCAUUGCGAACCGUGGAGAGAUUGCUGUUCGUAUCAUCAAAACCUUGCACUCACUGGGACUGAAAGCCAUCUCAAUCUACGCUGCUUCCGAUUCUCGCUCGCCCCAUGUUCGCAAAGCCGACAUCUCGCUUCCCCUCGAAGGCAAAUCGGUCUCGGAAACUUACCUCAACGGUGUGCAGAUCAUCGCGCUCGCGAAGUGUGCCGGUGCAGACGCCAUCAUUCCAGGUUACGGUUUCUUGGCCGAGAAUGCUGAUUUUGCCUCUGCAGUAGAGGCAGAGGGCAUGAUCUGGAUCGGGCCAACAGCAGACCAGAUGAGACAACUUGGGCUGAAGCACCUUGCUCGUGAUGUAGCCGUUGGAGCUGGGGUCCCUGUUGUUCCGGGCAGUAAACAACUACUCAAGAGUGCAGAAGAGGCUGUCGCCGAGGCAGAGCGCAUCCAGUAUCCUGUGAUGCUGAAAAGCACUGCCGGCGGUGGCGGGAUUGGUCUGGAGCGCUGCAAUGAUUCUGCUUCGCUCGUCGAGGCAUUCGACAGUGUCCAGAGAUUGGCGCAGGCUAAUUUUGGCGAUGCUGGUGUCUUUGUGGAGCACUUCAUCGAGAACGCCCGUCACAUCGAGGUGCAAGUCAUUGGUGACGGAUGUGGCAACGUCACGUCGGCAGGCGAGCGAGACUGCUCCUUGCAAAGACGGAACCAAAAAGUCAUCGAGGAGAGUCCUGCCACAUUCGUACCACCAGAUGUUCGAAGUAGGAUGCGCCAAGCCGCUGUGGAUCUUGCCUCUGCUGUCAAAUACCGCAACGUCGGCACCGUUGAAUUUAUCUACGACGUCGACACCUCGGAGUUUUACUUCCUCGAAGUCAACACCCGACUGCAAGUUGAGCACCCGGUGACGGAGUCUGUGACUGGCCUGGACUUGGUUGAAUGCAUGAUUCGCGUCGCGUCUGGCAACAGUAAGGACAUUUUCGCCGACAACCCAAGAGGCUUUGAGAUGAGGGGCAGCUCCAUUGAGGUACGCAUCUACGCAGAAAGCCCGCUUCAAAACUUUCGUCCCUCUCCCGGCCAUCUUCUGGAUGUAUCGUUCCCAGAAGGCGUACGUGUCGAUGCUUGGGUUAUGGCCGGUAUGGAGAUGUCAUCGUCCUACGAUCCGCUUGUAGCCAAAAUCAUUGCCACGGGCGAAAAUCGAGCGGCGGCGGUUGCGAAGCUGGCUGAUGCCCUGGAGCAAACGGUGAUAACGGGCGUUGAGACGAACUUGGAAUACGCCCGCUGCAUUGUCGCAUCGGAUAUGUUCAGAUUCGGGGCUUUCACCACGAACUCGCUCGACAGCUUCCCGUUCGAUGCGCCCAUCCUCGAAGUCGUUGACCCAGGCACUCUCACUACUGUUCAAGAUUACCCAGGCCGCAAGGGGCUAUGGCACGUUGGCGUUCCGCCAUCGGGACCCUUCGAUAACUAUUCUUUCAGGCUUGCCAACAGAUUAGUUGGCAACGACUCCCGCGCCGCUGGCCUCGAGUGCACUAUCCACGGACCCAACCUUCUCUUCCACUGCGAUGCUGUUGUAGCUGUCACAGGGGCCUUCGUCGAAGUCAGGCUUGAAAAUGCCUUUGUUCAGCCGAACACAUGCAUCGCUGUCCGGAAGGGACAGAGGCUCUCGAUUGGUACCGCAACAUCCGGGCAUCGUAGCUACAUUGCCAUCCGCGGGGGCAUUGCCGUUCCCCAGGUCUUCAACUCGCGCUCCACCUUUGCCCUGGGUAAAAUCGGCGGUCACAAUGGACGAAGCUUGAGAUCCGGUGACCUCAUAUCAUUAGGCCGCAUGGCCGCUACAUUUCCAUCGGUUGCUUCUGGGCCCUCCAUACCCCUCCCAGCCGACCCAAACAAUGCCUACUGGUCUAUCGGUGUCGUCCCUGGACAACACUCCGCACCUGAGCACUUCACCGAGCAUGGCUUCAACACACUCUUUGAUGGUGAGUGGACAGUUCACUACAACAGCAACCGCAUCGGCAUCCGGCUCGACGGUCCCAAGCCACAGUGGGCCCGGCAAACGGGCGGCGAAGCAGGCUUGCACCCGUCCAACAUCCAUGAUAGCCCCUACUCCGUUGGCAGUGUCAGCUUUACUGGUGAUGAAGCCGUCAUCCUUACCUGCGACGGACCCAGUCUCGGCGGCUUUGUCGUCUUCUGCGUUGUAGCUUCAGCCGAAAUGUGGAAACUCGGCCAACUCCGCCCAGGUGACAAGGUGAAACUCCAGCCCAUCACCGUUGACGAUGCUUUGUUUCUUGAAUCCGCCCUUGAGAAGUCCAUCGCCGACCUUACACCCCUGGCGGUGGACGUGACUCCCCUUGCAAGCAACCCAACAACACCAGACCUGAACCCCCUCCUCGGUGACAUCGGCAGCGCAGGCCGGCGCAUCACCGUCCGUCAGGCCGGCGACAACGCCAUGCUCCUCGAGUUCGGCACCGAAGACGUCUUCUCGCUUCGCCAGAGUUUCCAGAUCUUCUCCUUUAUCGCCCGCCAUAAGACACACCCCAUCCCAGGCGUUCUCGAGCUCUCCCCUGGGGUUCGCACAUUACAUGUGCAAUAUAUAUCUAAAGCCCUGCCCGCGACGAUUCUCUCCGCCCUCCGCGCGCAUGAGGCCUCCCUAGGCGACGCGGUCCCCUCCUCCAUCUCCUCUCGUACAUUACACCUGCCUCUAGCUUUCGACGACUCCGUCUCCCGCGCCGCUGUAGCCCGCUAUGUGGCCACCAUUCGUGCAACGGCGCCUUGGCUCCCGAGUAACGUCGACUUUCUCCAGCACCUCAACGCCCUAGACUCACCCGCAGGCGUCGAGCGCAUCUUCCUCGACGCCACUUUUCUAGUGCUGGGCCUCGGCGACGUCUUCCUCGGCUCCCCCUGCGCCGUGCCCCUGGACCCUCGCCACCGCCUGUUCGGGACAAAGUACAAUCCCUCUCGCUCUUUCACACCGCGCUCAGCUGUUGGAAUUGGCGGGCAGUACAUGUGCAUUUACGGCAUGGAUUCGCCUGGCGGGUACCAGCUCGUGGGGCGCACGGUGCCCAUCUGGGACGACGUCACCGCCUCCGCUGUUGUGUCACGGGGUGACUCCAAGCCCUGGCUGUUCCGCCUCUUUGACAGGAUAUCCUUCUACCCCGUCCCGGAAGCUGAACUUGACGCUGCCAUCGCCCAGGAUCAGAUAGCGGACCUCAUCAAAGUCGAAGAGGGCAGCCUCGACCUCGAGGCAUACGAAUCCUGGCUGGAGGCCAACAAAGCCGACAUCGAGGCCACCCGCAAUCUCCGUGCGGAAGCGAUCCGCAGCGCGCCCUUUAUGGAGGAGUUGCUCCAGCCUUAUAACCCGCCUGAGGCCGAGAGGCGCGGCGUCUUUGGGGAGGAAGGCCAGGUCGACGUGCCGGGCGAGAGGGUCAAGGCUCAAAUGCCGGGCCGGUGCUGGAAGUGCGACGUCAAGGCCGGGGACGAGGUACAGGUCGGCGACGCGCUGGUGUGGAUCGAAUCGAACAAGAUGGAGGUCAAGAUUGGGAGUCCGGUCAAGGGUAGAGUCGCUAAGAUGCUGGUUGCGGAGGGUGACAUUGUUGAGCCGUACGACGACUUGCUCAUUGUUGUGACGCAGUGA